AACAGAAAACUCUAUUUAUAUAUUGACAGGGAGACUUCGUUCUUGACAAUGUACAGCUUGCUUGGGUCUUUGAACAAUCACGGCCGCCGGAUGACGAGGAGCGCCUGCGGGUCGUCGAGGCACAGCGCCGGCGCCGCCGGGUCGCGGCGCCAGAGCUUCCUGAAGCGGAGGACGUUGUUCUUGUACGCGUCGCCCACAACGGUCAGCGGCGCUUUCACUCCGUCGAGCCGCCGCGUCGUCGCGCGCGCGACGCUCGCGAUCGUGUUGUGGAGGUGCGCGUGGCCCGACGCGCGCAGGCGGGCGGCCUCGAUGGCCUCGGCGUCGAGCGGCGCUUCUGGUGGUGGUUGCGUUGAGGCGCGGGCGCCCAUCCACAUGUCCUUUGUUGUUAACGGCGCGAGCGGCGCCGCUAGGCGCGCGACGAAGUUCGUCCGCAGCGCUAAUGCGGCUGCGGGCGUCGCGUGGGACAGCAGUGUCAGUGUUACGAGGGCGGUGGCGCGCCGCUUUGGUCGGUGCAUGCUGCUCAGAGCACACACGCUUUGUAUUGGGCCGUUCUUUCUCCAAUUCUUGCCAGCGAUCGGUAGCUCGGAUAGUUUGGGGCUUGUCACAGCCUCAGUUUUGUUUGCGAUUACGUUUGCGCUGAGCAAACAGGGUCAGAGCGUCGAUGAC
This is a messenger RNA of Pelagomonas calceolata, 666 nucleotides long. The record is from the annotation of a GenBank genome assembly. NCBI's taxonomy places the organism in Eukaryota, Pelagophyceae, Pelagomonadales, Pelagomonadaceae.